Molecule: messenger RNA, 1215 nt
Organism: Lipotes vexillifer (Yangtze River dolphin)
Lineage: Eukaryota; Metazoa; Chordata; Mammalia; Artiodactyla; Lipotidae
Product: KIAA0930 ortholog
Exons: 11
Coding region: 1-1215 (404 amino acids)
Source: RefSeq, a predicted model, not a curated record
AUGCUGCGCGCCAUAGCCGAGGAGCGCGGCCGCCUCAGCCUGCGCCGCGAGGUCUGCGGCCUCGGGUGCUUCAAGGAUGACCGCAUCGUCUUCUGGACUUGGAUGUUCUCUACCUACUUCAUGGAGAAGUGGGCCCCGCGGCAGGACGACAUGCUCUUCUAUGUGCGCCGGAAGCUGGCGUACGUGGGCAGCGAGGGCGCCGUCGACGGGCGGAAGGCAGCCGAGCCCGAGGUGGAGGUGGAGGUGUACCGGCGGGACUCCAAGAAGCUGCCGGGCCUCGGAGACCCUGACAUCGACUGGGAGGAAAGCGUCUGCCUGAACCUCAUCCUGCAGGAGCUGGACUACAUGGUGACGUGUGCUGUGUGCACACGAGCUGAUGGCGGGGACAUCCACGUGCAUAAGAAGAAAUCCCAGCAAGUGUUCGCAUCCCCCAGUAAACAUCCCAUGGACAGCAAAGGGGAAGAAUCCAAGAUCAGCUACCCCAACAUCUUCUUCAUGAUCGACAGCUUCGAGGAGGUGUUCAGCGACAUGACCGUGGGCGAAGGAGAGAUGGUCUGUGUGGAGCUGGUGGCCAGUGACAAAUCCAACACGUUCCAAGGGGUCAUCUUUCAGGGUUCCAUCCGCUACGAGGCGCUCAAGAAGGUGUACGACAACCGCGUGAGUGUGGCUGCCCGCAUGGCACAGAAGAUGUCCUUUGGUUUCUACAAGUACAACAACAUGGAGUUUGUGCGCAUGAAGGGGCCACAGGGCAAGGGCCACGCUGAGAUGGCGGUCAGCCGUGUGUCCACUGGUGACACGUCCCCUUGCGGGACUGAAGAGGACUCCAGCCCGGCUUCGCCCAUGCACGAGCGGGUAACGUCGUUCAGCACCCCGCCGACGCCCGAGCGCGCCCGCCGGCCCGCCUUCUUCUCUCCGUCCCUCAGGAGGAAGGCGCCCCGCGGCCGGACGGCGGAGAUGAGGAAGUCUCACUCGGCCAACGACAGCGACGAGCUCUUCCGGGAGGAGGGCGGGGCAGCCGACCUGCACAAUGCCACCAACCUGCGGUCUCGGUCCCUGUCCGGCACGGGGCGCUCCCUGGUCGGGUCCUGGCUGAAGCUGAACAGAACAGACGGGAAUUUCCUUCUUUAUGCACAUUUAACCUACGUCACUUUGCCGCUGCACCGGAUUUUAACAGACAUCCUGGAAGUACGGCAGAAGCCCAUCCUGAUGACCUAG